ACUGACGGGAAAGAAAAAAGAAAGAUGAGAACAGAAUCAAUUUCCUCGUGAUGAUUUUUGUAUUUUACAUUUUGUACACACGUGAGUGACAAACGUACACAUCGUAAGGUAUAAUUUAAAGGAAAUGCUGUUAUCAAUUGUCCAUCAUUAGUUAUGCGUGAGAGAAAUAAUUGUACGUAAAUUUAACUUGCGUUCUCGGCCGCAGUCUACCUGACUCGAUCGAUGCGACUGCACGAUAGUUCUGUCUCCAUUCGGCGAUUUGCUUAGAUUAUGAGUAGUAUGCGACAAAUGUUGAACAUUUCGACGCGAUAUCAUUGAAACAUUGCAUUCGAAUGCAGUUAUAGAUUUGUUUCUGUUUGACGUGUAUUUCGAAGAUCUGAGGAUAAAGGUUAUGGUCAAGUCAUUACCGUACAGGUUAAACAAAUUUCAAAGUGAUUCCAUUUGGAAGUAACAAUUGAAAAAAAAAAUGGAUAACGUUGCAAUGGCAGAGUGUUUAACUCUUGAAUUUGGUCCUUUCGAAACUGUCCAUCGUUGGCAACGUAUGCCAGAAUGCGACGAAUUUGUUGGUGCCAGGCGUAGCAAACAUACUGUUGUAGCUUACAAAGAUGCAAUGUAUGUAUUUGGUGGUGACAAUGGUAAAAGAAUGUUGGAUGAUUUAUUAAGAUUUGAUGUGAAAGAAAAGUCCUGGGGACGUGCAUUUGCAACAGGAACACCUCCUGCUCCAAGAUAUCAUCAUUCUGCAGUUGUGCAUGACUCUUCUAUGUUUGUAUUUGGUGGUUACACUGGUGACAUACAUUCCAAUUCGAAUCUCACUAAUAAAAAUGACUUAUUUGAGUACCGAUUCCAAAAUGGCCAAUGGACAGAGUGGAAAUUUAUUGGGAAGAUUCCUGUAGCUAGAUCUGCACAUGGAGCUGCUGUCUAUGAUAACAAAUUGUGGAUAUUUGCUGGUUAUGAUGGCAAUGCAAGAUUAAAUGACAUGUGGACAAUAUCAUUAUUACCUGGAGAACCAAGAGUAUGGGAGGAGGUUGUCCAGUCUGGUGACUGUCCACCGACCUGUUGUAAUUUUCCUGUUGCAGUAGCACGUGAAUGCAUGUUUGUAUUUAGUGGCCAAAGUGGAGCUAAGAUCACAAAUAGCCUCUUUCAAUUCCAUUUUCAAGAAAAGCGUUGGACGCGAAUUUCAACGGAACACAUACUUCGUGGUGCCCCGCCUCCGCCAGCGCGACGAUAUGGUCACACCAUGGUUAGCUUUGAUAGACAUCUUUACGUGUUUGGCGGUGCAGCUGAUUCUACGUUACCCAACGAUCUUCAUUGCUACGAUCUCGAUACGCAAACAUGGAAUAUUAUUUUGCCAUCUGCUGACAGUCAAGUUCCUUCUGGUCGACUGUUUCAUGCAGCGGCAGUGAUUGGAGAAGCGAUGUUCAUUUUCGGUGGAACAGUCGACAACAAUGUCCGAUCCGGAGAGACAUAUCGAUUCCAAUUUUCAUCGUAUCCAAAAUGUACAUUGCACGAUGAUUUCGGAAGGUUGUUGAACGGACGUCUUUUCUGUGAUGUAGAAUUUAUAGUAGGCGAUACAGAAGCCAAAAUACCUGCUCACAUAGUUAUAGUAGCAGCUCGUUCACAGUUUCUUAGGUCGCGCAUUAGGAAAGCUCAAAAAAAACGAGAGAAACAUUUAGAAGAAGUAUUUGGAACUGUGGAUGUACCAAUCAAAGAUAUGCCAUUGUUAGAAGUAAGACUGAAAGAUGCUGUACCAGAGGCAUUUGAAAUGGUUCUGAAUUAUAUUUACACCGAUCGUAUUGAUCCAACAAUAAGAAGCGAAGACGGAUCAAAUAAUCAUGCUGAAGACCCAUUAAGCAAUCGAAUCGUGCUGCUUAUGAUGGAUGUUUAUCGCUUAGCUUUGCAAUUCAAUAUGAAACGAUUAGAGCAGUUAUGUGUCCAAUAUUUGAAGGCGACUAUAAGUAAUGCUAACGUUUUGAAGGCAUUGCAUAAUGCCGCUUCCUUAAAAUUACAUUUUAUAAAGGAGUUGUGCUUGAAUUUUAUCGUGAAGGAAAUUAAUUACAAUCAGAUUGUUAUGAGCAAAGAAUUCGAGACUUUGGAUCAACCUUUGAUGGUAGAAAUUAUCAGAAAAAGACAGAUACCUCAAACAGGUGUAGUUAAACACUGUGAUCUUAUUACAGGUAAAAUUCGACGAGAUAAUUCCCGAAAUAAUAAUUUUUCUGACUUGAAUUCGUGUUUUAUUGUAGGUUCAACAUUGGAAGAGGACAUGGAGGCAUUUCUUAAAAGUGUCGGCAAAGAAUUCUGUGAUAUAACGCUUAUGUUAGAUGGUGUGCCAAUUCCGGCUCAUAAGGCCAUCCUUGCCGCACGGUGUGGCUAUUUUGAGGGAAUGUUCCGAUCUUUCAUGCCUGAAAAUAAUACAGUGAACGUACAAAUUGGUGAAAUGGUUCCAUCUUCCGAGUCAUUCGACUCUCUGUUAAGGUAUAUUUAUUACGCGGACGUUUCAAUGCCACCUGAAGACUCGUUAUACUUAUUUACCGCACCAGUUUUUUAUGGUUUUACGAAUAAUCGAUUGCAAGCGUUUUGCAAGCAGAAUCUCGAGAUGAAUGUCACGUUUGAAAACGUUAUACAGAUCUUAGAAGCUGCGGAUAGAAUGCAAGCUGUUGAUAUGAAGAAAUAUGCGUUGAAUCUCAUUGUGCAUCAUUUUACGAAGGUUGCGAGGCUACCAAGGUUAAAGCAAUUAAGUCGCGAACUUUUAUUGGAUAUUUUGGAAGCAUUAGCUGACGAACGCAGCGAGGCACGAACAUGUCAGGACAUGGCGAAUGAUUGCUGACGGAUCUCGAGCUCGCACCGUUGUCCCCAUAGUUGGGACUUGUCUUCGCCCUCGAGCUUUCAAGUAAGUGUGCAAUACAGCAUUCUAACAACAUUCAACAUCUUUUACCUUCUGGGUUAUGGAUACAUAGUAGAUGAGUGUCUGAAAAAUCUGAAAUAUCGUGCGCGUAUGUAAAUGCAGAAGUUGAAUACUACCUAAGCUAGUAUCAAAGAUUGUGAUCUCUUUAGAGUAUUUAAUUUAUUUGUAUAUAAAGUAUAUGAUUUGUUGAAAAUCUCUUGUAAAAGAAAACAUUAAAUAAAAAAAUAUUUGUUGGAUCGCUUAAACUCACCAGUGUAACAUUUACUUUAUUCAACGAGUAUGAAAGAUGAUUAAUAAAAAGAUUUCUUUCAGUUGUCAAUUUGUUAAUAUCACCUUUAAGAAUUAAUUUAAGAUUUUGAUAGAUACUAGAUUUAAUAAAUUAUUAAUAAAUAAAGGAAUAUUAGGUAUUGGAUAUUGGAUAUUAAAUGAAACAUGAUUAAUAAAUUAUGUAUUAUAUUUUGACUUUGAUCGUGAAUGAUCGUACAUACACGCACAAUCAAUUUUUUUUAAUGAUAAAUUUAACACUUUAAGCUUAAUACAAGCUGCGCAAAUUUUGGGAAGGGGAGGAUUUGAAAGAAACAUUAUGUAAAGGAGCUCGUAUAAAAUCAUUGCUCUUGUUUUCUCUCUACAUAUUGUUGUCUCUAGUUAGGUGACAUUCGUCGACAGCCCGACACUUUAGUUCAGUCUCUUGAACAAAAUAUUGCGAAAUAGAAUUUGUACUUAAAGUAAACAUGUCUUUCGCUCUCGUUUCGUGCUUCCCAUAAUCGUGUGUCAAUCGAAGCUUGUACGAGAGAUUAACUUGUUCUUUUUUUUUUCUUUUUUGUUUUCUCUACGUAAAAUGUGAUUUUUCUCUACGUGUGUGUUCUUUUUUUUUUCUAAAUGUUCUGUUUUUUUAUAUCGUUAAUUCACAAAAUUCGAACUCGUUUAGUUUAAAAUUGUUGCUCUAAAGGCGUCUUACUCCAACUAUUAAUAGUCAUCUAAACUUAAAUCACGAUAAAUAGUUGUAAUAUUAAUUACGCUAGGUAGGCCUUUUUUUUGUUCGUCGCUUAGAAUUCUAAAUGAACUAGAGUAAUAUUGAAACGUGGCCAUCUCAACCCGCCACAACGAGUUCAUUACAAAAUGAGAUCUAAAAGUUACACAGCUAGAAUCAAAUUAGUUACAAUGAUACGGUCGUGGUACAAACUUCACGUUGAUUUCGAAUGGCCCCAAUCUGAAAGCAUUUAGCAAUUAAUUUCAUAUAAUUUAUUAUCUUCUUCUUUUUUAUGUUUCUCGUUUCACAAAAAUGACUGGAAUAUUCUGAGUACUCACCGAUUAUAAAAUUGCUCGAUUCAUAUUGUAGGCACAGGGAGUACGAGACGUUCACCUAUUCAAGUUGAAUCCAUUCUCAAUUGUUUAAACCCUUUUUUCUGAUCCUGCAUGAAAGUGUGUGCAGCACUUGCAUACAGACAACAGAAAGUAACAUCUUGUUUCUAAACACGACGUAUCACGUACACCCUCAUCAAAUGCAGAUGGUCCGUAGCAAUUUAUCUUUUCGGCAGGUUACACUUGUAUCCCAGUUCUAGUCAUUUCUAAGAGAAAACAAGAUAUAUGCAUCUCCAAGUUCUUCGUUUUAAAAAAGAAAGUCGAAAUACAAGGUGUUCUAUGAUGUUUUUUUCUUUCAAAUUGAAAAUCUGGGACGUUCUUCUGCUCUACAUAAAAUCAAA
Messenger RNA from Frieseomelitta varia, 4605 nucleotides. RefSeq names its product leucine-zipper-like transcriptional regulator 1 (gene Lztr1). NCBI's taxonomy places the organism in Eukaryota, Metazoa, Arthropoda, Insecta, Hymenoptera, Apidae. The transcript is spliced from 8 exons. Gene Ontology annotation, cellular component: Golgi apparatus. The record is from RefSeq and is a predicted model, not a curated record. Gene Ontology annotation, molecular function: protein binding. Bases 467 to 2824 code for a protein of 785 amino acids.